AAACUUUCACGAGUGUCACACAAACAAACACUGAUACUAAAACACCAACACUCACUCUUACUCAGUUACUCGUCCCUUUCAUUUGAAAAGAAAAGAAAAACGAAUUGAAAUUCCUGUGUUCUGGUCGUUUCACUCAAAUCACGAAUGCAAUGAACUCAAAAAACCAAACACCGAUUAGGGUUUUCGGGCAGCGAACCAUUGCUUCAACGUUCCGCAAUCUUCCACCACGCAAUCCUCCUUCUGAAGGAAACGAGAGAAAUCAAGCUUCACGCAAGAGCGAAACCGCGCAUCACUCGCUUUCGCACUUCCUCACCCUCAAGCCGCAAAAAUCUCCUCAAACAGUUCCGGGGAAAUCGACGCCUUUUCUGUCACCACUGGGUUUAAAAGGUGAGGAGGGUGGAGCUGUGAAAGAAGUUGAAAAAGAGAAAAACGGUGGCAGUGAUGAUAAGGUGAUUUUUAAAAGCUUUAAGCACACUGAAGAGGACAAAAGAGACUUUGUUGAUCAAAUUGAGGUUGGUGAAUUGGAAAAUUCAGUUGCGGAGGAUAUUCAGGAGUCAAAUAAAAGGAAAACUCCUUUCGAAGGUGCAAAUGAGAGCCAAACUGCACGAAACAAUGUGGUAGUUCUUGGAGGAGCAUCAAAGUUGAAGCCAAAAAAAGGACAAAUUGGAAAUGACACUAGCAACAAAAGGCCAAGACCUCAUUAUAAUCACUCAGAUGCAAAUGGCCGUGGCUGGUGGGAUUACGACAUGGAAGGUGUUGAUAAUGAGGAAUUGGGCUUCAGUGAUGAAGUAUGGGAGGGGGUGGGAUCCACCACACUUGGUGGAAUAGUAGAUUGGCAUUGAUUUAGACAUUUUGUGGUAGUGAGGAAUUUUGUACUGUCUCCCUUGGCUUAUCAUUGACAUCAAUGCAAUGCAUUCCUAAACUCAUUACUCCAUGUAGACAAGAAAGUCACUUAGUGUAUAGAUAUUUGAAUUGCAUUUCAGUUUAAUUAGUUUACUUCAAA
Molecule: messenger RNA, 1003 nt
Organism: Glycine soja
Lineage: Eukaryota; Viridiplantae; Streptophyta; Magnoliopsida; Fabales; Fabaceae
Exons: 5
Coding region: 150-842 (230 amino acids)
Source: RefSeq, a predicted model, not a curated record